Messenger RNA from Eriocheir sinensis (Chinese mitten crab), 5524 nucleotides. RefSeq names its product phosphorylase b kinase gamma catalytic chain, skeletal muscle/heart isoform-like (gene PhKgamma). Bases 120 to 1331 code for a protein of 403 amino acids. The transcript is spliced from 12 exons. NCBI's taxonomy places the organism in Eukaryota, Metazoa, Arthropoda, Malacostraca, Decapoda, Varunidae. Gene Ontology annotation, molecular function: phosphorylase kinase activity; ATP binding; calmodulin binding. The record is from RefSeq and is a predicted model, not a curated record. Gene Ontology annotation, biological process: glycogen biosynthetic process; protein phosphorylation. Gene Ontology annotation, cellular component: phosphorylase kinase complex.
AGCAAUCAAAGCAAUCGAUAUUAGACCACUGGAAUGUUUAUGUUUUGGCAGAUUCCUGAAAACCGAAGGGGAGGUGAAGGUGAGCGGGCGAGGAGGUCAGUAGCGAAGGUUGAGUCACCAUGGCAGUCGACGAUGACGUGGAUGUGCUGCCCGAUCGGGACGCAGCCAAAGGGUUCUACGCCAAGUACGAGCCCAAGGAGGUGCUGGGACGGGGCGGCUGCUCAGUGGUGCGUCGCUGCAUCGAGAAGGAGACGGGCCAGCAGUAUGCCGCCAAAAUCAUUGAUCUGAGUGACUCCUCGGAUGAAGGUGUGUACGAGGCCACCAAGAGGGAAAUUGAGGUCCUGCGGAUGGUGGCUGGUCAUCCCUUCAUCAUUGAGCUUCAUGACGUCUUUGAGUCGAUGACCUUCAUCUUCCUGGUGUUUGAGCUCUGUGAACAUGGAGAGCUGUUUGACCACCUCACCACCGUCGUCACCCUCUCGGAGAAGAAGACCAAGGUCAUCAUGAGGCAGCUGUUCGAGGCGCUGGCCCACGUGCACGGCAAAGGCAUCGUGCACCGCGACCUCAAGCCCGAGAACAUCCUCCUCGACGACAACUACAACAUCAAGCUGACCGACUUUGGCUUCGCUAAGGUUCUGCAGCCCGGCGAGACCCUGACAGAUGUUUGCGGCACCCCGGGCUACCUGGCGCCGGAGGUCCUUCACUUUGCUAUGUUCGAGGGCAGCGAAGGGUACACACACGCUGUCGACCUGUGGGCGUGCGGCGUCAUCAUGUACACCCUGCUGGUGGGCUGUCCGCCAUUCUGGCACCGUAAGCAGAUGGUGAUGAUCCGCAACAUCAUGGAGGGCAAGUACUCCUUCAACUCCCCUGAGUGGGAGGACAUCACAGACAGCCCCAAGGACCUCAUCUCCAAGCUGCUGGUGGUGGACCCCUCGCGCCGCAUCACUGUCCAGCAGGCGCUCACCCACGACUUUUUCCAGAUCAUGCCUUGCCGGAGUCGGAACCUUGUGGUCACCGUCGAUAAGAAGCAAUACAAAGGUCGGCCCUUCAACGCACGCAAGAUGUUCCAGUUUGGCGCGCUGUGCGUGCGGGCUGUCAUCAGGAUCCAGCGGCUGCGCUACACCCCCGAGCCGGUGUCCCUGGCGGUGACACGCGUCGAUCCAUACCGCGUCAAGGCCCUGCGCAAGGUGAUUGACAACUAUGCCUUCCGUGUGUAUGGCCAUUGGGUGAAGAAGGGAGAGGGCCAGGACCGUGCCGCCCUCUUCCAGAACUCCCCCAAGAUUGACUACCCUCGCAGCCCCCUCAAUAGUCCCCUCAUAUUGACCCGGGCAUAGUGACGCUCACCAGUAGGAGCUCACUAAGAAUGAUGAAAAUAGCCUCUUACUCUGGGCACUCCAAGCAGGAGAAAGUUUUUCUUUGCACAGUUGACCCUUAAUUUUCUGGAACCUCAAUAUCCUGGUUUUCAGAUUUUUUGGAAAGAAAUUCUGGAUGAUUUAAUUUCUGCUACACCCCCAAUUACCAGACAGCAAACAUAGUUCGGUAUGUAUACCUAUGAGUACAUAUAACAUACAUAUAAGUGUUGAACAAAAGUAUGAUCUGAUCAAAACACUUAAGAGUUUAGUAGUGGUAUAAUAAUAUGAUUAUUUAUAAUUAAAUGUUUUGUUAAAUACCCACAAGGAAAAUCUAUACUUCUAGUAGUUUUUAUUUAACAGCCCUUCUCUGGUAGUCCAUGAAAUUGAGGGCCAUCUGUAUACUGUGAAAGACAAGCCAUUCCUUCUGUUAGGAAAGUCAAGUAUUUCAUCCACAUCAGACAGGAGAAACUUUCCCUCAAGCUGAAACAAGGUUUUGAAAUGCUAUCACAGGGAUUACUGAUCCGUGAGGGACAAAAACAAGUAUUGCACAAAAAAACAUUUAUUAUAUUUAAGCAUAUUCUGAUAUUACACAGUAGCUUUAUCAUGUAGGCAAGGUGAGUGUUUCAUUACAUCACAUUAUUUAUUCACUGCACGUCACGGCCAGACGGUCACCCCAGGGAGUUUGUCUUAGUGUCGGGACAAGUUAAUUAAGAUCAGUGAAAGUCCAUUAAUCCAAGUUCCACUAUAUUGUCAGGAAAUCUUGUAGUCUGCAUUCGUGUUAACAGAUAAUUUGAUAUUCUCCCAGAAAUUUUCAGUUUUCAAAGGCAGUAAAUUGCAAUCCCUCAAAAAACAGUCUUCUAAAACCUGGAGCUCUGGAAAGUACCAAAAAGGCUCAUCGAUGAAUGGACUGCGAUGCUCCUGGGACGUGUUUGAGGUUGUGGUGCACAGGAAACCUUGUAAAUUAAUGUAGAUUGAAAUCUUUUGUAUAUAGCUUUCUUUUCUUCCACAGCACUUGCCAUUUUAUGUAUAAAUAUUUAUUUUACUGUGAACAGUAUUAUUAUAUCCGAGAUGAAUUUUGUUUUCUUAGACUUCACUGUUUAUUGUUAUUGAAUUAUCUGCUUUUUGUUUUAGAGCAAAAUACCUCUUGUUGUUGAGCAACUAGAGGAGAGAGUAACAGGGACACUAGUGCUGCAUUUUUUCAAGAUAAAAUACAUGAUUUCAAAACAUAAAGUUAACACGGUAUCACUAGUCAGUUUAGAGUGUGGCGUGGGUGAGGGAGUGUGGCUGUGCUGGAGCAGCCGCUGGAUGGGCACACUGCAUGGUGAUGUCAGGCACUCAUAAAGGCAAUGCUAAGGCUCAUAUUUGUGCUUUGCUUUUAUUACUGAUAAAAAUCACUGUGUCCCUCAGUGGUGAGUGAAUAAGGUGUCCUGGUUAUUUAUCAGAUAGGUUGAAUAUCCAGUGUGGCAGAAUUUGGAGGGUGAUUGGUGACAGGUUAAACUGAGGCAGAAUUUUUUUUUCGAAGUACUAUCCUGUGACUAAAGCUGAUGGAGCUGUUGGAUGAUAAAAGAAAAUAUGUCAUAAUACUAUGAAAAUAAUGACUGGAACAAUGAAGAACAGCCAUAAAUCAUAUUGCUGUCUUAAAACUGUUGUUAGUCAUCAUGCAAGUGUCUGGAUACAUUUAGCAUGCAGCUGUGUCUUGUAAAAGUCUUAUUGGGCUGAACUUACUGAACUUACUGAACUUGGUCAGUAUUAAUUAUUCCCUCACCAAUGUAUGAAUGUGGAGAGUGGAAUAAUGUUGCUGGGAGCCGUUCUUGGCGGUAGAAACACAGAUAUGGUGUCAAGUGACAGUUUUACAACCAUGGUAAUGCUUUUCUCUUUUUAAAUGUUUAAGGUUGUUAUACUAUGGCACAAAGAAAACAUCUUGGUGAAGAAAACACAGGGUUGGAUUUGCACCAACCCAGCCAGUGUUAUAUGCAGAUACAGCUGUUGUUUUUAAAUUGUUUCCUGUUGUACUCAGGUAUGUGCUCUGCAUGCCGCUAUGUCUUUUGGUGUUUGGAAAUGUAAUAUAUUGAAAACAGAAAUUACAUCUAUCAUUUGUUAGAUGCUUUGAGAGAAAAAUUUUAUUACUACUUAAUUUGAGAAUUUAUUUACUCCAUAGUUUGUGGCACAAAAACUAGUAAUUUCACUUGAGAUUUUCUUAAUUGUACUUCUUGACUAAUAAAUACAAAAUACUUUUUAGAUAUCUAAUGCUCCUAAAUUUUCUAAAUUCUUUCAACAUUUUGUUGCCACAAAAUAUGGUCUUACAAAUAGUACUAUAAUCACUACUACAGCCUGUUUUCAAUACCCUUAUGUAUGUGUGUGUGAACUUUUAACACAGCAACAAAGACAGUUUUUUUAGCUAUUAACAUUCAAUUGGUCGCUGUGCAAUAGGAUAUCCCCCUCUGUGGUGCAGGCACAGGUUUGGGUGCAUUUAGUUGCCUGUUCCUAACUUUUCUGCCCAUACUAUUAAUGCAAACAAUGUACAAGUGUACUGGUAAGAGUGAGGCAGAUUAGCAUAUUGUAAAGAAGGAGACCAGGAGACUGAUAUCAGAGGGUUGUGGUGGGAGCCAGACAUUCAGUUGUCCAUUGGUUGUUUCAAUCAGUUAUCCAUCUUGAGUAAUACUGAGUAAUCACUUCAGAAACAGGUCACUGUGUAAGAUAAUCAAACAGUGUAUAGACCUCAUCACUACUAAUUCAGAGUUUUUUCUUCUCACUUCUGCCACCCUCACUAAUAAGGCACUAAAGUAUUAAUAUAAUAAGCACUACAAGACACAGACAGCAUCACAUUCAUGGGGAGUGGUGAUGUAUUGCCUGGUGGUUUUCAAGAAACUUUAUUAUUAGUGUUUAAAGAAGGGAAAGUUGAAAGACUGUGAAGCUGGUGACAUCUUAAAUAGGGUACACAUGGCAUUAUCAUCUGCACCAGACUAAAUUGAUAUCAAAUUCAAGAGAGGGAGUUGAUUAUUGACUGAAGGUCUUGUAAGAAGCCAUCUCAAUGUCUAGAGCUGGUGUCACUUGUAAUAUCUUGACAGCUGGUGAUGCAAACAAGAUCUGUCGGAACUAUUGUUAACUGAAGGUUUUGUUUUGUAAAAAGCUAACUCAAUGUCCAGAGCAAGUGUAGCUGGUAAUAUCUUGACAGCUGGAGAUACAAACAAGAUCUAUGGGAACUAUUGUUAACUGAAGGUUUUGUAAGAAUCUAUCACAAUGUCCAGAGCUGGUGUGACUUGUAAUAUCUUGACAGCUGGAGAUGCAAACAAGAUCUAUGGGAACUAUUGUUAACUGAAGGUUUUGUAAGAAUCUAUCACAAUGUCCAGAGCUGGUGUGACUUGUAAUAUCUUGACAGCUGGAGAUGCAAACAAGAUCUAUGGGAACUAUUGUUAACUGAAGGUUUUGUAAGAAGCUAUCACAAUGUCCAGAGCUGGCGUGACUUGUAAUAUCUUGACAGUCGGUGAUGCAAACAGGAGCUCUAGGAACUAAAUGAUCUCACUCUGUUGCUGCAUCUCCUUCCAGUGCCAGUCAAAGUCCUUUAGUGGCGUUAAGUGGGUUUAAGUUUUGUAGCAUUCUAGCGUACUCCCUCCUUUUUAGACGUUAAAAUUUCAAAUAUUAGUAGAUUCUUAUUUUUAUUAAAUAUUUAAUAUAUUUAGGGCCCCUACAGACAAAGGGGCCCCAGCAGCUGCAUGUUUCAUUUGUACCAUGAACCAGCCCUGACUCCUUCCUUGUGUCAUGGAAGGCACUCAGGCACUGGCCCAUGAAGGUGUUGUCUCGUAAAUUUAAAACUUAUGCAAGUAUUGAGGUGUUGAACAAGAGGCUGGUGCAGCAUUUUAACUAAAGAUUUAGUAAUGUAAAACAAAACCAGGGAAUGUAAAAUAUCCAGUGUUUAACACUUCUGAAGUUGAUAGGCUUAGUGUUUAUCUGAACAUCACUAUUGUCAUCAAGAGCAGUCCUGCUGAGCUCUCCCUGCAUUGGCCUCGUCUGCCUGGUGGAGGCUUCUGUGUUCAGCCCCUUGCCCAACACCCUCACUAGGAAACAUUGCAGUGAAGAGCAACACUAGUCUGAAAACUGUUUUGGCUUAUGAAGUGUAUUCAUAAAACAUGUCUGCACAUUGAAGUUUUUGGAAUUAUAUUUAAACUGAUACAUUU